AUUCCGGUUCUGUGGCAGUUGGGAGUGGGUAGGUGAAGGUCCUUUGGACAGCUAGUGUAAAGGACCUAAAGGCCCCUCCAUGCUGGGACUAGACAAGUCUACCGAGGCUAAGGCCAAGCAGAUAAUGCUGAACUGGGCUUCUGUCGUCACUGCCCGGAGCCGGGGUGGCUGCUAAGCACUUGGGUUUCUAAGGAGUCCUUGGAUGCAGAAGGAAUAAAUACAUGGCCUUUGAGUGGAUUGCAGCCGUGACAUUUGCUGCUGGGACAGCUGCUCUCGGUUACCUGGCUUACAAAAAGUUCUACGUUAAAGAUAAUCGUACCAAAGCUAUGGUGAACCUUCAGAUCCAGAAAGACAACCCCAAGGUUGUGCACGCUUUCGACAUGGAGGACCUGGGAGAUAAGGCUGUGUACUGCCGCUGCUGGAGGUCCAAAAAGUUUCCGUUCUGUGAUGGGGCUCACAUAAAACAUAAUGAAGAGACUGGAGACAACGUGGGACCUCUGAUCAUCAAGAAAAAAAGAAACUUAAUGGACAUUUUCAGUGCUGCACCCCAGAGUGUUGUGAUGUCACCUGAUUGUUUAAUUAGAAUUAAUUAAUUAAUGAGACGCUCACUCUGUCUGAUUGUCUCCUUGGGUCCUAGAUGUGGUUGGUACCUUGCAAAUCACAGCUUUCAUAUUCAUGGCAUCAGCCUUGCUAUUGGAGCUUUGUGGUGCACAUUUUUGAAAGAAGGAGAUAAGAAAGAAAGGUUAAAUCAACCUCAUGGUAUAUGGGUCAUUUUGAUCUUGUAAGGAUCUGUUCUUUUACAAUAUGGUCUUAGAAUAUAGUUGUAUCUUGAGGUUAACGUAUUAAAUUAUUCUCAGAAUCAUGUACAUGUAAAUUGUACUUGUAAGUUUAAAGAAAAAAAUCACCUUUUACAUAUUACUUAGUUAACUUGGAAAGUUAACUAAGUGUGAUGACAUUGCAUUGAUUUCUUACAGCAUAGGAGAAACCUGACAUGACCUUGACUGUCCCUGUGGCCAAGUUGAUAACUUGGAUUCAGCUUGUGUUUUAAUGCUUUCAGUCAGAAUUAACAAUGUUAUCUUCUUUAAAGUCGCCCAGGUCAGCAAUAAAGGGGCAACAACUUCUUGUGUUUAUCUCUGUGGAUAUUUAAUUGAUCCACUCUAAACACCAAUGGCAGAGAUCUAGACCACAGUGAUGUCAGUUAAGUAGUCACAAAGAGUGCUGGAGCGAUGACUCUGUGAACAAAGUGCCCAUGUAAAAGCCAGGCAGCCAUGGUAGCUUACCUGUGAUUUCAGCCUUGGUAAGGAUCAGCAGAGCUACCUAGCCAGCUAGACUAGCCAGAGUCAAUAAAUCUGAGUUCAACCAAAGACCCUGCCCCAAUAAAUACGGGGGGAGCUAGUAAGGAAGACACUGGUGUCAACCUUAGGUCUCCCUUUGAACACACCCACACACAUGUGCACCACACACAUGUGACUUGAUUAUACAUGUACAUCACACAUCCAAGUGUGGAAAAAGAAAAUAAAAUGUUGUCUUUUAGAACUUUUACCCUCAAGAGCAGAAGGGCAUCAAACUGAAGGCCUUGAUGGGAUUCGAUACCCGGUAUUGAUCUCAAAGCCACACAGCCUUGCAGAGAGUAAUACACUUCAAUCAGAAGCAUAGGAAAUUCUUACUUCCCACUCUGAAUAAUCAAGUGCAUGGCUUAAGUUUGUAAAGAAACUACUUUUGAAGAUAAAAAGAACCGCUUCUUCAUUUAAAUUAUACAGUCUUUUUCUUACAAAGCCUUGAAGACAAGUGUUAAUAUGCACAGUUGCUACUCUGAACACCUGAGACUUCAUCUGUCCUCAUUGACAGGCUGAGCCCUGGUAAGCAGUGUGCUGUCUUCUCUAUACCACUUACUGACCUCAGCAAACCACUUAGCUUCUCAGCCUAAGUGUAUGAAUGUUGCGUGUGUUCAUAUGGGGUAUGUGGUCAUAUGUGGAGGCCAGAGGUCACUGUUGGGUCUCAUCAGUUUGGCUACAGUGGCUGGCCAAGGAACUCCACUGUCUUUCUCCCCCCCCCCCCCAGCACUAGAUUCCAGUGCUGGAAUUCUAGGUACACCUAGCUUUUUAUGGGGGCUUGGGGAUCCAGACUUCAAUCUUCAUGCAAACCACAGUAGGCACAUCACCCACUAAACUAUGUCCCCAGUCUGUUUCUCAGCCUUUUAAAUAGAGGAAGUUGGACUAACUGAACCUUCCAGGGUUUGUCUUCAGAUUUUAGACCGACAUAAAAUGUGUGGCUGUUUCCCCAGGAAGGGAAAACCACUAGAAGACUGUCAACCUGGAUUCACUCACUAUCUGCAGAAAGUCUUGAUCUCUUAGUGUUUCCAGUGUGAGGGGCUAUGUUUAGAGAUGCAGUGACCUGUGUCUGACAGAACUGUGCACCCCAUAAUUGGAUAUCACAGCGAUGUAAUCGACAAGAUAAACAUUUAACUAUAGCAUUGUAUUAUAAGGGCUAUUUGAUAAAUGAUAGCUGCUCCCAAAUAGGUGGAUUGUUUUGUUUUGUUUUGUUUUUGCAAACAUUAGGGUGGUAUUUGGCUUUAAAAUAAACAUUGCCUAAGGUCUCCAGUUAGUAA
This is a messenger RNA of Mesocricetus auratus (golden hamster), 2608 nucleotides long. RefSeq names its product CDGSH iron sulfur domain 1 (gene Cisd1). Gene Ontology annotation, biological process: regulation of autophagy. Bases 222 to 593 code for a protein of 123 amino acids. The transcript is spliced from 4 exons. Gene Ontology annotation, molecular function: 2 iron, 2 sulfur cluster binding. The record is from RefSeq and is a predicted model, not a curated record. Gene Ontology annotation, cellular component: mitochondrial outer membrane; intracellular membrane-bounded organelle. NCBI's taxonomy places the organism in Eukaryota, Metazoa, Chordata, Mammalia, Rodentia, Cricetidae.